AUGGACUAUGCAGGGAGACCUCCAGAUAAACCUCCAGAUAAUAACAGGAUGGAUCAAGAUGAUAAUAUAGAGAAAAGUAACAUCAAUGUAAAUAACACAUGGGACGGUAAAUUAAAAAAUAAAGGAGAAACUCAUCCUGAAUGUGAAUGCAGUCAUCAUACGUGCGGACCAAAUUGCGAGAAAUGUUGUCCUAUGUACAAUCAACGCCAAUGGGGUCCAGGAUCCGCUAGAGAUGCUAGACAAUGCUUGCCUUGCAACUGUCACGGCCACGCUACAAGUUGCCACUAUGAAGAAGAUGUUGAUAGAUCUGGUCUUAGUAUGGAUAUCCACGGAACGUAUCAGGGUGGAGGAGUAUGCAACAACUGUACGAUGAUCAUGAAGAAGAAUUCAUUGCUCCUUUGUCAACAGUUACAGUCCAACCAUCUACGUCACAAAUACUGCGGCACUUCACUUCAAUGGCUAGUAUGCUUACUUCAUUGCAAUGAGCUACCUCUACGUCAUCUAAUUCAACAGUUAGAUGGACACACCAGUGGACCACUUGGUUUUUCAGGGCCAAUAGGGAAACUUCUGGAACGCUGUAAAGAGAAGGCUGUUGUCGAUUUUGUCUCAAUAGAAAACAACCUAGCAAUAUUAUUAGAAACCACAGACCUUAGUACCGAUCAGAAGUACUUGUACCAAAUCAGUCAAGCAGUUGCUGCGGGAAAAUGUCCUAAUGAUUUGAGCCUUCAAAACCCUGGGAAAAUAUCACACGCAAGGUGGCUGACAGUUGAUAAUCGGUUGCUUCGAUGGUAUUUUGGAACUGAAUGUCUCAGCCCCCAAUUAAUUAUGUUAGAUUUCACUACGGGUAUUAACUGCGAAAAAUGCCUCCCAGGAUAUUACCGACCAACUAACACCCCACCUGACGCACAAAAACCUUGUAUCCAGUGUAACUGCGAAGUGUCUGGUGCUGCUAGUACUUGCGUACAAUAUGGAGAGACAGCCGGAAAAUGUAUGUGUAAGGAAGGUUAUACUGGAGAGAAAUGUGAAACCUGCGAUGUUGGUUAUACAGGUUUUCCCGACUGUCAACCAUGCCCUUGUGAUGCCAAAGGAGUUAAAGGAAUCGACAAAUGCGAAGAAGGAUGUAUUUGUAAGGAAAAUGUUGAGGGCAAAUAUUGUGAUAAAUGCAAAUCAGGGUAUUUCGGAUUAAGAAAUGACAUCGAAGAAGGCUGUCUACCGUGCUACUGUUCUCAAGUAACAACUCUAUGUGAAUCGGCAUUGGUUAAGAAACAAACAGUAAAUUCCCUUAAAGAAUGGAUGAUAACCGAUUUAAAAGUAACAAAAGUGGUAAAACCAAACUGGAACGGUCAAAGUGUUUUUUCGCUGGGUAACUACGGAGACUUUUCAGGGAAUAGCGGUGACGGAAUGGGGACAAGAUCUUUUUACUGGCUGGCACCUGAAGAAUAUUUGGGUAACAAACUCGAGGCGUACAACUCCAACUUUCUAUUCAAAGUUCAGUGGGUGGUGAUGAGGGGAGACACCAGUGGCGAGCCGACUAGGGGGCCGAAUAUUGUUCUUAUAGGAAAUGGGAUGAAGAUAGGUUACGGUGACGAUAUUCACACUUCAUCCAAGAUGACAUUCCAAUUAAAACUUAACGAAAUAGGCUGGUAUCACAUUCCACAAAGUAUUAGGGACGUUACAAAGAUUGAUGGUACUGUUUACCAUGGUGCAGUAGUGACCAGAAAUGAAUUUUUGAAAUUACUCAGCAAUGUUUCUAAUGUUUUACUAAGAUCUACAUUUCACACUGACCAAAUUGAAUCAUUAUUGGAAGAAGCUGCGUUAAAUAUUGAUGAUGAUGAAUAUAGAUACAGCAGUGUAGAGCGUUGUUCCUGUCCUUCUGGUUACACCGGAUUAUCCUGCGAAUCUUGUUCAUAUGGCUACGUUCGAAUUCUGCCUAACAUGACGACAACCAACAUCGAGCAAAGCUUUUGCGUCAAAUGCGAUUGUAAUGGUCACUCUCCAUCCUGCAACUCUGAUACAGGAGAAUGUUCCUGUCAACACAACACUAUGGGAGAAAAAUGUGAACGUUGCGCUCCUGGUUUCUACGGCAAUCCAAUCCGGGGCACUCCCGAUGACUGCAAAAAGUGUGCCUGUCCUUUAGAGAACGACGAGAACAACUUUAGCCCCAGCUGUCAACUCGACUACUAUGCCGAGAGGGAAGAAGAUGAGGGCAAUUACGUCUGUACUCAAUGUCCGAAGGGAUACACGGGGGAUCACUGUGAAAUUUGUGAUGAUGGAUUCUUUGGAAACCCAAUGGAAAUAGGCAAUAGUUGUCAACCUUGUGAUUGCAAUGGAGGGCCUUGUGAUAGAAAAACUGGUCAGUGCCUUAGUUGCAGAGGAAAUACUGAAGGUUGGAAAUGUGAGAAAUGUAAACCAGAACAUUAUGGAGAACCGUCACAAUUUAAUUGCAAAGCCUGCGAAUGUGACCCAAUCGGGUCCGUGUCAAGGCAAUGCUAUAAUGUAACGGGACAAUGCGAAUGUAAGGAAAAGUUUAUAGGAAGAAUAUGUUCGGAAUGUGAGACAGGUUUUGGAAACGUAACUGCGUUGUGUGUGCCCUGUAGCUGUAAUGCAAUAGGUUCACUUUCGGAAAUAUGCAACACGCAUACCGGCAUCUGUGAUUGCAAACCAGGAGUAGAGGGUUUUCAUUGCGAUGCCUGCCAGAACCUCUUUUACGGAUUCUCUGAGAUCGGCUGUAAACCUUGUACCUGCGACCCAGACGGAUCGAGAUUUCUGACUUGCAAUCAGACCACAGGGGCUUGCUUCUGUAAGCCACAUUAUACGGGAACUGAAUGUAAUUCUUGUGAGGAUGGAUAUUGGAAGAAAAAUAAAGUGUGUACAGAAUGCAAAUGUAACGUAUAUGGUACAAUUGCCGACACCAACUGUGAUAAAGAAACUGGACAAUGUCUAUGUAAACCGGGUGUUAUGGGGCAACAAUGUACUAGCUGCUUGCCGAACCACUAUGGUGAUAUCAAGACGAGCUGUAAAAGAUGUGACCCUUGUGAUAAAAAAGGACAUAUUUGUGAUCCCAACAACGGCAAGUGUAUUUGUCCUCCGCUGACCAGUGGCACAGAAUGCGAAAAAUGCGUAGAAAAUGCUUGGGGUAUCGAGGAAGGGGUAGGAUGCAAGCUCUGUAAUUGCUCAAUUACUGGUUCUUCUAGUCAACAAUGUAACACCAACACAGGAACUUGUAGUUGCAAGAUCGGGUUUGAAGGUAAAAAAUGUAGUUCGUGUAGUUUCGGCUACUAUGAUUAUCCCAACUGCAAAAAAUGUAAUUGCGAUCCCAUCGGCACUGACGGAGAGCAGUGUAAAGACGGGCUUUGCAAAUGUAUUAAUGAUGGAUCUUGUAAAUGCAAGCAAAAUGUACAAGGAAAAUAUUGUAACGAGUGCAAAAAUAAUCAUUACGGACUUUCAAAAGAAAACAUCAAGGGUUGUACGGAAUGUUUCUGUUUUGGAAGAAGUGAAACAUGUACAGAUGCUCUUUAUCACUGGAAUAAGUCAACAAGAUUGGAACGAACAUUGGAAGAAGAUAAUCAGGUGACUGAAGACGAAUUAAGUUUACCAAAAUCAUUCUUGGGUGAUAUAACCCCUUCUUACGGCGGUUACUUGGCGGUGAAUAAUUCCGGAGGCAGAUUUGACGUAAUUUUAGAAGGGAACAAUGUUCGAAUAAGAUCACUAGGAAAUCACAAUGAUCUACAAAUGACCGAAUCGACAGAGUUUGGUAACUGGAUAGUUUCCUCCGAUAAUUCGGAUUUUCCCACCGAGUGUGUUGAUAAAUUGAGUCGAUCCUGUUUUAUGGUUAUUAUGCAGAACGUUACAUUAUUUAUUAUAAAAGCUAAUAACAGAAUUAAGGAAGUCCUUCUAGAUAAAGCCAAGAACGAAGUAUCAGCUUAUCCAAUAACACACUCCGUAGAAAAAUGCGAAUGUCCACCUGAGUACAAAGGGCUUUCUUGUGAAGAUCCAAGCAAAGGAUACUAUCGUUAUUUUCCUAAAGAUUCAACACUACCUUGGAUAGACCGUGUCAUCGGAAUAUCCAAAAAAUGUGAAUGCAGAGGGCACUCAAACGAGUGUAAUCCAGAAACUGGUCAUUGUAAGAACUGUACUGAUCACACAACUGGAGAACAUUGUGAAACAUGUGAAGGUGGUUAUUAUCUUGAUCCAGAAGAAACAUGUCAACCUUGCCUUUGUCCAUCAGCUCAGCAAAAUAAUGCACAAAGUUGUAGGCCUGAAACUGAUGGUGGUUUCGUCUGCCAGUGCAAAACAGGUUACACUGGAAAACAUUGCGACCAAUGCGAUAGAAAAUAUUACUCUCCCCCUAAUUCUAUAGAGUGUAUACCCUGCAACUGUAAUAAAUACGGUAUUGUUCCUGGAGAUUUGGGUGUGUGUGAUAAAGAUGGACGAUGUACCUGUCAAGAAGGAUUCACUGGCGACAAAUGUAACCAAUGCGUUAAAGAAAGAGAAUAUAUCGAAGAUGGCGUCUGUAAAUCUUGUGACGAAUGCACUAUGAAACUAUUUGAUGAAAUCGAUAACAUGAAAGUAGAUAUAGAAAACGUUUACGAAAUGUUUAAAGAUGGUAUUGGGCCUCCAUGGAGGAAUCUGACCGAUCGGCUAAAUAGACACAACAUGUUAUCCGAAAAGUAUAACAAGAAAGACGUUGAGUUCAAAAAUCUGUUACAGUCAAACGACAUUACUGAAUACGAAGUCACAAUAAACGAACUUGAAAAGAAAAUGAUCAAAAAUAAUGAAAUAUUGGAAGAUAACAUCAACAACAUUGACAAAUUGACUGACGGCUCAACUAAACUGCUGAAGGAAACUGGAGAAGCCAGUAAAAAGUUGAUAAGCAUUAUUGAUUCUUUAGACAACUUUGGAACGAAACAGGUUAGCUUGAAAGACGCAUUAACCAGAGCCCGUAAGAUAUUGAAAGAAAUCCAGCAACGUUCAAAAACGAUAGAAAAAUUAAAUGAUAAGAAAAUAUUUCAGUACUGUACUUCGAUUAAUUUAAAAGUUGAUGAAAUAUAUGGCAAAGUUCCGAAAACACCUCCAAAAAAUAUCGAAGAUUUAAAAAAUAAACUAAAUGCCCUUUUCGAUCAGUUGUCAUACACAGACAAUUUGGCCAAAAAGGCGGAUAAUAAAAACACAUUAAAUGCCCAGCGUUUAGAAUCGGUCAAGGAAAAAUUUGAAAUCAUGAAAGGGAAAAAUAAGCAACUGACUAAUACCUUUAACGAUAUUGUAAAUAAACUAAAUGCUACCGAGGAUGUCUUAGAAUCUUUAGAAACAGUUUACACUGACCUGAUAAACAUAUCAAAGUUUGCAGAAUAUGAAGAUCUAGAUAAUAGAGUGAAGCGCCAAAUGGAAGAAAUACCUGAAGCACAAAAUUUAUAUGGCAAAGCUGUGGAACAUGUACAAGAGUUGGAAACAAAAGUUGAGGAUUAUCACAGUAUGUUCAACUUUACGAAGGACGAAUGGAAAAAAAUUAACGCUAGUGGGGCCUAUGAAGCCAUUAUAAAUGGUAUAAAAGAAACAAGAGACCAUUUGGACAGUGCCAAAGAAUCUUUAAAGCAAGCUCAAAAACUUAUACUGCCUGAGAUAGGGGAUAGCAUUGUAACUCAAUCCGAUAUUGCGCAAGCGUAUUCUGAUAGAUUAAGACAGAGAAUAACAAAUUUGAGGGAUCUUUCCAAAAAUCUACAUGAUAUCAAGCGUAAAAUAGACCAACUAACAUACGGCAUACUGGAAAAUGGGAAAAACAAUAAUGAAAAUUCCCAGCAUAUACAAAAAACCAACAACUUCCUCACCCAAAACGACAAUAUUACUAGAAUGGAAAGAGCAAUAAAAAACGCAAGUGAAAUUUCUGAAACAAUGCGAGAAAUUUAUAAAAAGACAGACGAUAUUGCUUUCGACAAACAGUUCAAUUUUGAUAAGAAGUAUCAGAAGUAUCAAGACCAAAUUGAUCCUAAAGAAAUUACACAUUUGAACUCAGAUUUAAGGACAGCUAGAGAAGCGCUUCUGAACUUAAAAGUACCGCAGACCUCCAAAAAUGAGGACGAGAAGAGUCAAGAUGUAAAGGAUAGAUUGAUCGACGUAGACAAAAGACUAAACGAGUUGCAGAAUUUAAUUAGUUUAGUAAAACAACAAGUAGAUGGGGUGGAGGUUCCAAUGAAUUUAACGAACUGCUUUAUGUCUUACCGAGUGCCAAAGAGACAAUAUUUCCAAAGUCUUUCAAUAACGUUUAACUGUAACGAUUGCUGGUUAUUCAGAUGGUGGAAUAGUUUGACAAAUAUAGAAUAUUUAUCCAUCAGAGUACAAAAUAACAAGCUUAUUGUGAAAGUUGAAGAGAGAGAUACCGACAUCGGAGAAAUAUCAAAUGAAGAAAAUGUUGUGAAUCUACAAAAGACUGGCUCGAUGUUAAAAGUUCAAAUGGGACAAAAUGAGAAGGGAACAUUUUUAGAUACGGCCUUUAUUUAUCCCGAUCACAGCUUAGAAAUUGGUUCUAAGAACCAAUCUACAGAAAAAUCAGCAAAAAAACCUUCCUAUAUUUACAAAGUGAUAUUAAAUGGAGAAAACUUUGGAGUAUGGAACUUCAAUAAAACUAACGGCAAAUGCAUUGGACAACGAAGGAACGUCUCUAUUGACGAAAGCCUAAAUAAUCUCUAUGGGGGAAAAGGCUACUUCGAGUAUGGAGUCAACAACAACUUGGAUCCGAGGAAAUUCUCAAUACAGUUCAAAGUUACCACUUUUGAUGAAAAUGCCACCCUCUACGUUGUUGCUGAUUUUGAUAGAUGCACCUACGCUUAUAUCUAUCUACAAGGUGGUGAAAUUAAUUUCUUUAUGAAGUUUAAUGAAACCGAAUCCACGACUUUAAGGGGGGAGAAAAAAAUCAAUGACGGUCUGGAACAUUCCAUCGUACUAACUUGGGUAACACAAGCCAAAAAGUAUUAUAAAAUCACCUUGAAUGAUAUGCCCUUCCUUGAACCGAAAUUAGUAGAUCCUGCAAAUUUCUUCAGAAUAAAAAAGGCGAAACAUUACUUAGGAGGUGUUCCACCUACAUUUAAUAAGACUUGUAUUCCCAUUAGGGAGCCAUCUUUGUUAGGAUUUUUGAAGAUGGAGACACAGUUAAGUAAUGCUGGAAUUUCUUAUGGAAUUACGCGAACUAAGACUCUCUCAUUUAACGAUGUGUGGAUAAACGAGCAAGGUUAUUUAUCACUUAAUUAUGCCAAAGAAAUCGUUCAAAAUAUAAGUUUUGUUUUGAGGCCAAUCGUGGACACUGGAACUAUAAUCAAAUUCAACGAAGCUCAAAGCAUAUCUACGCAAGACGGAAAUAUUUUAGUUGAUGGUGAAAAAAUUGAUUUGAAGCUUAAACAGAAUGACUACAACAACAUAGAAUUGAACUUGGACACUGACAAAGUGAUAAAAAUAAAUGGUAUUUCAAAUACAGUGGCUAAUCCUGAAGAAAUUACGAUAGAAAAGUUACAAAUAGGAGGACUAGGUUUUGUUGGAGGAAUUAGAGAUAUCAUGAUUAAUAAUAAGAUUCUUUCAUUCGAUAAUACUACAGUGGAAAAAUUCGAGAAAGUUACUAUUGGAAGGGAAGAACCUUUGAAUGAGUUGAAAGAACCGCAAAUGCGAAGUUUAAGUAUGACAAAUACAAUGCAGAAUACCGAAAGAUGUACAGAGUUUGAUAAUACCGAUAUCGAACAGGAUGCUAUAAAGUUUGGAGACAAACCUAAUAGUUACACCUACAUUAAAACAAAAUUUUGGAGGACAAACUUCACAAUGCAAUUUGAUUUCAGGACUUUAUAUCCGAACGGUGUUAUAUUUGUUGCUAGUAACAAGAGAAAAAAUUAUAUCCUGUUGGAGUUAAAAGACGGUCAAUUGCAGCUUAAUAUUGAAGGUAGAAAGAAACAACUAAAAACUCUGCCGAUAAGUUCAACAAGAAUUAAUGAUGGGCAUUGGCAUCAUGUUCGAUUAAGUAGAAAAAUGAAAAAGCUUACAAUUUUCCUCGACAAAGACACAAAACCAAGUAGAAUUAAUAUUAGGCUAAAACCCAAAGAUGAAAUUUAUUUCGGAGGAAUUUCGCAAAAUUCAGAAUACACAGAAAUUCCAGAUUUGAUGAAUCGUUUGCUGCCAUUCAGAGGUUGCAUGCGGUCACUGGAAAUUAACAACGAACAGCAAUUUUUAAGAAAUAACAAAAACGUACAGAGUUCUAAUAUAACUUUGUGCUUCUCAAACGUUGAAGAAGGUGCUUACUUUGGAGGAGACUCAUAUGCUAUAUACAAAGAAGAUUUUCAGAUCAGCGAUAUGUUAGAACUCAGCUUUGAAUUUAGAACAUCAGAACAAAACGGUAUCUUACUAAGUGUUUCUAACCAGGGAGAUUAUCCCGCGUUAUCCGUAGAAUUACAAAAUGGUGGUAUAGUUAUGGCAGUAAACUUGGGCAAUGGAGUUAUUACCAACGUAACUAACAACCUCAACUCCGAUAUUGCUUUAUGUAACAAUAAGUGGCACAACAUAACAGCAUUAUAUUCAAGUUCUGAAUUAACAGUGUACGUGGAUGGUAUAAGAAAAAGUUGGGUACAGAGCGAUAUCAAUUCUACCAUGGAUGAAAUGGAGGCACCAUUGUACGUUGGAGGAUUACCAGAUAACGCUCCCACCGGGACACUAAAGUCACUUACAAACUUUAAGGGCUGCAUACGAAAACUUAAAAUUGAAAAUCAGCUAAUGGAUUGGUCCGAUAUGAAGGAACUGAAUAAUGUUUUAUUAAACUCAUGUCCAAUAACAGAAAAUAGUGAAAAUAGCAACAUACCAUAAACAUAACAAAACAAACGAAGCCAAAUUAUUACAGUUUGACCCUUUAAAGUCCAGGAAAGAUAAUAGAACUGCUUGUUUUCUUGAGAUACUUACCACUUUACACGUUUCAAACAAAUUCUUAGAAAGUAAUAAACUGUGUUUGAACUAUGUAUAUUUUAUAAAAUAAAUCGAAGAUAAUAACAUUAAAAAGUGGGAAAUAACCUUUUAGAUUAGAGAGUCUAGCCGGUUAAGAUAGUGAAAAAUGCUCCCAGCGAUAUUCCAAAAAUAAAAAUACCUUGCUAUUCUACAUAAAAAAGUAUUCGACCAAAAAAAUUUUUAGGCCUCUAGUGCCACCCAUAACCCCCCAAAAAUUAAAACGCGUUUUUCCGUUUUUGGCGAUAUCUUCGUUUCUAAUCAUCUUAGAAACUUCAUUUUUCUUUUAGUUUGUAGGAUUUUUGAUUGAUUACAGCAUAGGAUUUUUUCCAAAAUUUUUGGCGCAAAAUUCAACUCUUUUUUUGCUUUUGAAAUUUUUAAACUUCGUUAAAAUUAUUUAUUGGGUAUCAAAUUCUCUCCAUAAUUUUCUUUUUUAGAUUUUUAUAGGUGGGGCAUCAUGGUGAAUAUAACAAAAAUUCAUUUUUCGAUAUUUUCUUUAACCAUUUUGAUUCCUGAUUCAAUUUUAAAAUCAUUAUCUACCUUAUUUUCAUUCAAGUACACCCCAAAAAAUGUCAAAUAAGUUUUUAGACCCCUAGACCUGAGCAUAACCUCAAAAAAAUUGAAACGUAUUAUUUCGUUUUUUGACGAUAUCUUCGGUUCUAAUAAUUAUCGUAAAAACUCAUUUCUUCUUUUAAUUUGUAGGUUUUUUAUUGCCUACUACAUAUUUUUAACAAAAUUUUUGGUGCAAAAUUCAAAUUUUUAACGCCUUUGAAAUGUUUUUGAAUAAUUUUUGAAUUCAUCGUUCAAUUUGUGACAAAAAAUCUAUCUUCCAUUUUUUUCAUACGACCCGCCGUUUUUAUGCAAAAAAUAAAACAUCUUAACGCUUACAAAGUAUUUUUUUUUCUUCCUUAUUGGCUUUGGAUUACUUGAUCCAUUCAGCCACGAUAGAUAAUAAAUUACUGUUUGCUACAAUAUUCCAAAUAUAAUACAUUGCAUUACAUAAUACAUUAGGUACAUGUGCGCACAUAAAAUACUUAUGCACGCAUAUACAUACAUACAUAUGUAGAAGUGGAAACAUUUAAUUGACCAGUAGGUAUACUCCUCAUUCAUGGCCCUAACCAACUUAAAUUAAUUUACAAAUAAUUAAAUCGACAAAAAAAAACUACAUGCUAAUACUAAAUACUAAUACUAAAUGCUAAUACAUAUAUGUUUUUUUUUACACAGCGAUAAGGCUUCAACCCGGAUCAACCCCGCGGAGGUUUACACCCUCUUUGUGUUUUUAAUUUUUUUUUCUCUUUUUUAUUUUUUUAUAAUUUAUUAUACUUUUUUUUAUUUAUUUAUUUAUUUUUUUUUUUUUUAUUAAUAAGAUUUAUUUUUUUUAUACAUUUUUUUUUGUAUACAUAUUUUUUUGUAUAAUUUUUUUUUCUUUUUUAAUUUUUUCAAUAUAAACUUUUAUACAAUUCUAUUCUUAUUACCUAUUAUUCUAUUCUUAUUAAUGCUUACAAAGUAUUCGACAUAAGUUUCUAUAAUAUGAAUGUAAGUAUUAUAGUCCAGGGCGCAUCUGUUUUGAGAUGGACGUUGAGAGGUGACUCAAAUUUUUUUGCAUAAAUUGCUUGAAAAUAAAUCAAAUAAUAAUAUUUGAGUUAUUCUCCCUCUCAAAAAGGUCCGGAACAUUGUUUAAAUAAUCAAAAUGUCAAAAAUUUAAGGAAAAAUUCGAUUUUUUUCUUGGUUUUUUGAUUAUAACUUUAAAAGUAUUCAUUUCCGAGAAAAGUUGUACUGACAUAAAAGUUGCGUAAUUAAAUUUCCUACAAUAUAGAAUUGGUUAAAAACUUAAAAAAUAGUCACCCUAGUUGCAAAAUAGCACUAAUUGCGAAAAAAACCAUACAAAAACAAGUAUUCGCAUUUUACGUUUUUCAACCAUUUAUGCUACACUUAGGACCUUCAUAUUUCACUCAGAAAAACUUUAUGAUACAGUAAAACAAUACUGUAAAUUUGAUUAAGAUCGGUUCAAUAAAUUUUGCAAUCCAGCUUUCGCAAAAAAAUUCAUUUUUUCAAAAUGUUACGGGACUGAAAAUAAAGCAGUUAGCAAGUCGAAUUUUUUUUUGCUUAUAGAAGUGUACUGUACCUUUCAUUUGCAAUUUUUAGAAUUAAAAUCGAUUAAUUACCACGGCGUCAGAAAAUUUUUGAAAUAAACAAUAAUUUUUGGUGCUACGCGCAGGACAACGGUGUUCGAUUCACACAAGUUGAUUUCCACCAAAAUUUCUUCCAAUCUUUAUCUAAUAUAUUAUUUUCUUACUCUAUAUUUUGUUGUAUUUUAAUACUUUAAUUCCACAAAAAUCAAACUAAUUUUAUUAUUGUUUGUGAAAUAUUGUUUAAACAAUUGCAUAUGUUUAAAAAUAAUAAACUUUUAUUAUUUAAGUUAAAAUAUAUGAACAAAGAAAGUUUUUGCUAAUAAAAGUGUUAUUUCAAAGGAUAGAGUAUGUGUUUUUAUUUUUCAAUAAACAAAUUUAUUUAUUUAUAUCGAAAUGUAAUAAAAAUUAAAAUGUAUCAAUCAUUAUCAAAGGUCAUUGGAAUGCCCAAUCAGAGUAAACUAUCCGCUGUCCUGCGCGUAGCACCAAUAAUUAAUGUUUAUUUAAAAAAGUUCCUGACGCCGUGACGUUAAUCGAAAAGGUUAAAACGAAAGGUACAGUACACUUCUAUAAGCAAAAAAAAAUUUCAACUUGCUAUCUGCUUUAUUUUCAGUCCUGUAACAUUUUGAAAAAAUGAAUUUUUUUUACGAAAGCUGGAUUGCAAAAUGUAUUGAACCGAUCUUAAUGAAAUUUACAGCAUUGUUUUACUGUAUCAUAAAGUUUUUCUGGGUGAAACAUGAAGGUCCUAAGUGUAGCAUAAAUGGUUGAAAAACGUAAAAUGCAGUUGUUUUUGUAUGUUUUUUUCACAAUUAUUGCUAUUUUGCAACAAGGGUGACUAUUUUUUAAAUUUUUAAUUAAUUCUAUAUUGUAGAAAAUUUAAUUACGCAACUUUUAUGUCAGUACAACUUUUCUCGGAAAUGAAUACUUUUAAAGUUAUAAUCAAAAAAUCAAGAAAAAAAUCGAAUUUUUCCUUAAUUUUUUGACAUUUCGAUUAUUUAAACAAUGUUCCGGACCUUUUUGAGAGGGAGGAUAACGCAAAUAUUAUUAUUUGAUUUAUUUUUAAGCAAUUUCUGCAAAAAAAUUUGAGUCACCUCUCAACGUCCAAAUGUACUAAUAUUUUUACAGAUGCGCCCUGGUCUAUUAAUCUUAUUUCGAAUACUUUGUAAGCGUUAAGAUGUUUUAUUUUUUGCAUGAAAACGGUGAUUUUUCUUGUGGCAUUAUUGGGUGUGAAUCUGUUUACUUCUCCUGGUUUAAGAACAGUGUAUAGUUAAUUUGAAACGUCAAUGAAUAGGGCUUUUCAUUCACAGUCAUUUGUUUCGAGCUUCUAUCAUAUUAUGUCGUAUAAUCCGUGUAGGUACCUAUAUUAAUAUUAUACACACAUUAUACAACAUAUGACAGAAGCUCGAAACAAAUUACAAUCGAUGAAAAGCCCUAUUUAAAAAUCGUUAGGGUAAUAGGGGUUUUCAACAAUUGUCAUUUGUUUCGAGCUUCUGUCAUAUGUUGUAUAAUCUGUUUAUAAUAUUAAUAUACACAGAUUAUACGUCAUAUGACAGAAGCUCGAAACAAAUGACAAUCGCUGAAAAACCCUAUUACUAUGUGCUGAUUGAAGUUAGCAUAUACCUAUACCCUAUUUUUAAACCAGGAGGAGUAAACUCAAAAGACAGAUUCACACCCAAUAGGGCUUUCAUUCACAGUCAUUUGUUUCGAGCUUCUGUCACAUGUCGUACAAUCCGUGUAUACUAAUAUUAUACACAGAUUAUACAAUAUAUGACAGAAGCUCGAAACAAAUGACAAUCUAUGAAGAGCCCUAUAAUGUCACUACAUAGAAAAAUCACCAAAUACAAAUUUGCGAGACACGCGAAAAAUGUAUGGUGCAAAUCUAACUUAAAGAAACAGCUUUCUAUUGUGUUGACAUUAAAGGGUUAAAUAAUAUAGAGUAUUAUACCAAUAUUGUAUUAUAGUCAACCUCACUGCCAUUGUAUUGUACAUAAUUAUGUAUAUACUUAUUUAAUUUUUGUACAACUGUCAUAAAUAAAUCAAAGAUGUAAGUAAUUUGUUUGUACAUAUAGUAGGUAUUUUCCUAACUUUCCUGAAAAUAGUACUUAAUGUGUACAUUUAUUUAUAAAAAUAAAGCAUAAUUUUAACUGUA
This is a messenger RNA of Diabrotica virgifera virgifera (western corn rootworm), 13242 nucleotides long. Its product is annotated as laminin subunit alpha-1. The transcript is spliced from 35 exons. The record is from RefSeq and is a predicted model, not a curated record. Lineage: Eukaryota; Metazoa; Arthropoda; Insecta; Coleoptera; Chrysomelidae. The coding region runs from base 1 to 8832 and encodes 2943 amino acids.